Messenger RNA from Galendromus occidentalis (western predatory mite), 2199 nucleotides. RefSeq names its product fatty-acid amide hydrolase 2-B. The coding region runs from base 115 to 1773 and encodes 552 amino acids. Gene Ontology annotation, cellular component: endomembrane system. The transcript has 11 exons. The record is from RefSeq and is a predicted model, not a curated record. NCBI's taxonomy places the organism in Eukaryota, Metazoa, Arthropoda, Arachnida, Mesostigmata, Phytoseiidae.
GCGAUUCUCGUGCGGUGCAGCACGCGUGGUGCCUCUCUCCGGCCUAUGACCCUUUCGCUCCAUCUCUGAGCCGCCCGGAAAUUGAGUGUCCGAACCGCCGUUACAGUGAAAAAGAUGGACUACGAGCGCAUGCCGCUACUGAAGCGCGUACUGGUCUCCCUCUGCAUGACACUCUUGUACGUUCUACGCCUACUCUCAGACUAUUUAGCGUUCCCUGCUCUGAGCGCCUUCAAAAGCGGCCGCUCGAAGCUCCAGCCAAGAGUAGAUGAGAAGAUUCUGCUCAUGAGCGCAAGCGAUCUCGCCGAGAAGAUCCGAUCUGGCGAGUUGAGCAGUCAUCAGGUUGUUUUGGCUUUCGUGAAGCGCUUGCGAGAAAUAGAUCCUCUCUUGAAUGCUGUCACCGAUGAGAGGUAUCGUGCCGCACUCAGCGAGGCGAAGAAGGUGGAUGCCGAGCUAAAAGAAUGUAGGUCAGACGAGGAGGCACUUCAGAAGAUAAAACUGCAGAGACCAUACCUAGGUGUACCGAUAACGACGAAGAAUGCUUUAGCUGUCAAAGAUCUCGGGAAUGAAGCUGGCUUGUAUCUCAAGAAAGGCACGAAAUCUCCCUCGGACUCCUAUGCGAUUUCCGUCAUGCGAGCAAGCGGGGCGAUCCCACUUGCGGUGACGAACACGCCUGAAAUGUGUCUGUGGAUGGAAAGCAACAACAAACUCUUUGGAAGGACCUCGAACCCCUACAACCUAUACCGAACGUGCGGUGGAUCGAGCGGUGGUGAAGGCGCAAUACUGGCGAGCUGCGGUUCCCCGUUCGGAAUCGGUACAGACAUCGCGGGAAGUAUCCGUGUACCCGCUGCAUACAACGGAGUUUUCGGCUUGAAACCGACCAUAAACACCGUCGACAUGACUGGUCACUACCCGAUGCCAAAGGAUAUAUUGUACCCCCUUCUGAUCGCUGGGCCGAUGUGCAAGUACGCGAAAGAUCUCCGACCUUUCCUCAAAGCUCUGGUGGGACCUGAAACCGCUAAGCGAAUGAACUUAGACUCGAGGCCUAGUCUACGCAAGCUCAAGGUUCUCCACCUUGGAGAUUUCCAUUCGAGCAUCAUCACCCCAGUGAAGAAGGAAAUAGCCCAACGCACAAAAUCAGCAGCGCUCCAUUUAGCCUCUCUGAGCAAGUCGGAUUCCCAAUCAAUCGUGAUUCCCAAAAUCGCUCAUGCGUUCGAAAUUUAUAUGACCUACAUGACCAAGGCGAAAUGUCCACCGUUGGCAGAAGAGCUGGCUAUGCUAAAGGGUAGCAUAUCACUCAAGAGAGAAACGGUGAAGUACUUAAUCGGACGAUCCAAACACACGAUGCCGGCUCUCUUCGUCGCGUACUUAGAAAAGUUGGUGCAAAACUCAAAAGACUCGUCGCUUGUGAAAGAUUUUUACCGGAUGAGUUUGGAUUUGCAGGCCGAGGUUGAGACUUUGUUGGGGGAAGACGGCAUUCUCGUUUGUCCCACCCUGCCCGAUAUAGCGCCAUACCACGGACUGACGAUUCUGAGACCGUCUAUCCUCGCGCAUACAGGCAUUUGGAAUAUUUUGGGUUUCCCUGCCGUCUCCGUGCCCAUGGGUCUAUCGAAGAAAGGCAUGCCUAUAGGUGUCACCGUGGUCGCCGGUAAAUUCAAGGACAACAUUUGUUGCGAGGUAGCCUUGGAGCUCGAAAGGCAAUUCGGAGGAUGGGUGCCGCCUUUCGAGACUUCGAUCGAAAACUGGGCUUCUCUAAAAGAACAGAUACUGCUGUGAGAAGGUAGCGAAGGAGAACGAGAGGUUGCUGGGGUCGUUUGGAGAAACGCUGAAUGUUCCUACCUAGUCUCCAUGAGUGCCCAUAGCUCCAUCUCGCCUGGAAUCUUAGCCUAAGAUGGGGAGAAACGUACAGAUUAAUAAUUCCUAAGCCAACAGGCCCUUUGUGAGAAAACGGGUCUUUGUGUAAAGUGUUCACGUAUCCCUCAUUCAUAAAAUGACAUACAUCAUAUUUCGGGUUUCGGAUGUUCCGCUGACCGACCAUCGACGAGCUUACCGUAUUCCGAACGAAUCUGUUCGGAAGCGAUGAAACCUUGAAGGAGGAGCUCAUUGUCAUCCGAAACUGCGGCUUUAUAGAAUGAGCUUCCCCCUGACCUUCGCUCAAUCGUUUCAAUCAAUAAAGACUAUCGCACGAAUGAGAGUUCCUUA